This is a messenger RNA of Staurois parvus, 498 nucleotides long. NCBI's taxonomy places the organism in Eukaryota, Metazoa, Chordata, Amphibia, Anura, Ranidae. The record is from the annotation of a GenBank genome assembly.
AUGAAACAGUUUAACGGGUCUGUGGCCCAGCUGAGACCCCAGCCAAAGGUCGAGACCGGUCCAAAGGCUCCUGUCGAGGACAGCUUUCUUCAAAGAGCAUCGAUCAAAAAUACACCUGAAGCAAAGCCUUUGUCGUGCGUGUUUGGAAACGAUGUAAGCCCCAACUCCAGCAUCGUACAAAGUCCAAAAUCAUUCGCCAAGGAAAGACGGUUCGUAUGUAGGUUCUGCGGCAAAAGGUUUCAGAAUAACAGUAACCUUAUUGGACAUGAGAGAGAAUUCACACAGGAGAGAAAACCGUUUGAAUGUCCCGAAUGCGGAAAAAGUUUCAGCCAGAAGGCCAACCUCACCACCCAUCAGAGACUUCAUACUGGGGAAAGGCCCUUUGUGUGCAUCACAUGCGGCAAAGGCUUUGCCCAAAAGAUAAACCUUCUAACGCACGAGCAGACGCAUGCAAAGAAGAAAAAGAAGAUGGAUGGAAAGCACGUUAUGUUGAACUAA